CUUCGGCGGACUUUUUGACUUGUUUCUGCCCUACGGAAACAUGAAACAUGUUUACAGUUUGUACUCACAACAACAUGUUCUCUGUCCACGCGUGUUUUCGUUUCCUCUCCUCUGUUCGUCAUCUUUAGAGUUUUGUUUAUAAACGUGUGUCAAGAAUCCGACUGAUGUCAUGCUCAAUCAAAACUACACACACACGAGUUUGACACUUGUUCAAUAUGAACACCGCGAAGAAGAAAAGCUACAUGGGACAGCAUCAGGUGAAGAAGAAACAAAGCUUCCAAGCUCCUGAUGAGCCACCGGACGGAGACAGACCGUGUCAUGAAACUAGGUAUCUGUCUGACAAAACAAACAGAUCAGAGAACACGGGCCUCAUGGGCGGAGGAGCCGCGUUUCCGCUGGGAGAAUCCACAUUGGCUCUGGAUGAAGAGAUGCUGCAGGUGUUGGAUGCUGCAGACCAGACGAAGCCCGUCGCUAAGCGUGCUCGUCCAUCAGCAGUUAAGAGGGAUGAAAAGGAAGAGCCGGCAGCAGCAGCAUCAUCGUCAUCUGUCUUUGCCCUGCCACGGCCUCUUGCACCAGUUUCAGACGAUAAAAGGGCGAGCGACAGAGCCCCUCAGCCCACAGGACCCCACAGAGCCCUCAGCACCCUGGAGGCAGUCUGUGAGCGCGGCAGACCAGGAUGGAGAGAUGACUGUAAAGACCUGGCUCAGAGGCUUCUCUUCAGCGAGGACUCUGGGGGGUCUCAUCAAGAAGUAAAAACUGAUCAGCGAGAAGGCGUUUCAUCCAAGCAGACGGUAACAUCCAGAAGAAGAAGCUCUCCUCGCAGCGACGGCGAACGUGGAGCGAACGCGAAUGCCGAUCCACCUCCGGAAGUAUCCAGGGACUACAUCUUAUUCAGCCCCACCCGCCUGGCAGCAGCCAUGAAGAAGGCCAAACUGCAGCAGUCCAUCCAGAACGAGUCGGUCUCGGUGCUCACGGUCCCCAGCGGGUUAGACGUCAGCACUCUGACUGAUACUUUACCUCAGCCAGGCAUUGCCUUGCAUGCUCCUGCGGGACAAGCUGAGAAGCUGCUGCUCUCCAGCUGGGGUUUACCAAAACCCAUCCUGGAGCGCUACCACAAACACGGAGUGACUCACAUGUUCGAAUGGCAGGCUCAGUGCCUCUCUGUGGGACGGGUGCUGCAGGGAGGAAACCUGGUGUACUCUGCCCCCACUAGUGCUGGAAAAACUCUGGUGUCAGAACUGCUGAUGCUGAAACGUGUGUUGGAGACCAAAAGGAAAGCUCUCUUUAUUCUGCCGUUUGUCUCGGUGGCCAAAGAGAAGAUGCACUACCUUCAGAGUGUAUUCGAAGAGGCGGGAGUUCGAGUGGAGGGAUACAUGGGCAGCACCUCGGCUGCAGGAGGCUUCAAAGCUCUGGAUGUGGCUGUUUGCACCAUCGAAAAGGCCAAUUCUCUCAUAAACAGACUGAUUGAAGAGGACAGUCUGGGUCUGCUAGGUGUGGUGGUCGUGGAUGAGUUGCAUAUGGUCGGAGAUUCUGGGAGAGGAUACCUACUGGAGCUGCUCUUGACCAAAAUCCGCUUCAUUGCACAGAAGCAGAACACAAGCGGGUCACUCUCUGAGGGCGUACAGAUCAUAGGUAUGAGCGCCACCUUGCCCAACCUCUCCCUCCUGGCCAGCUGGUUAGGCGCAGAGCUCUACCAGACAGACUACAGACCCGUACCCCUGCAGGAGCACCUCAAGGUGGGCUGCAACAUCUACGACAGGAGCCUCUCUGUGGUGCGGCAGUUCACGCCUGUGCUCCACGUUAAGGGGGAUGGUGACCACAUCGUGAGCCUGUGCUAUGAGACGGUGAGAGAGAGACGCUCUGUGCUGCUGUUCUGCCCUUCAAAGAACUGGUGUGAGAAACUGGUGGACAGCAUCGCCAGAGAGUUCUACAACCUCAGACAUACGGAUCGGCAGGGUGAAGCAGCGCCUGAGCCUGUGAGUCUGGAUCAGGAGGGACUGGUGGAUGUUAUCGCCCAGCUGAGACGAACUCCAGCUGGUUUAGAUCCCAUCCUCCAGCGAACUGUGCCAUGGGGGGUGGCCUUCCACCACGCAGGUUUGACGUUCGAUGAGCGGGAUGUGCUGGAGGGAGCUUUUCGACAGGGCUUGCUCAGAGUCCUGGCGGCCACCUCCACCCUCUCCUCAGGGGUCAACCUCCCGGCUCGAAGGGUCAUCAUUCGAACCCCCACCUUCAAUGGACACCUGUUGGACCCACUCACAUACAAACAGAUGGCAGGACGAGCUGGGAGGAAGGGAGUGGACACUAUCGGUGAGAGUGUGCUGGUGUGUAAGGAGGCAGAGCGGCAGAAAGGCGUUAGUCUCCUUACAGGUUCCCUUAAGCCAAUCAGCAGCUGCUUGGUGAGAAGGGAGGGAGAGGGAGUCACCACCAGCAUGCUGAGAGCCAUCCUAGAAAUUAUCGUCGGAGGAGUAGCCAGCACUCCACAGGACGUGACUUUGUACGCUUCCUGCUCUCUACUGGCUGCCAGCAUGAAAAGUGACAGCGAGAAAGACUCAAAUGAAGAGACCAGUAAAGGAGCUAUUGAGGCCUGUGUGGAAUGGCUGAUGGAGAAUGAAUUCAUCAGUAUCCAGAGAGAAGGACAAGAGGAGCGCUACUGUCCAACCCAGCUGGGUGCUGCCACUCUUUCAUCGUCCCUCUCCCCUCCUGAGGCUCUGGGAAUAUUUGCGGAUCUCCAGCGAGCCAUGAAGGGCUUUGUUUUGGAAAAUGACUUGCACAUAUUAUAUCUGAUAACGCCGUUGUACGCCGAGUGGACCACCAUAGACUGGUAUCAGUUCUUCCGUCUGUGGGAACAGCUGUCGUCAUCCAUGAAGAGGGUGGCAGAGCUGGUGGGCGUUCAGGAAGGUUUUCUUGCCCGAUCAGUCAGCGGCAAACUUGUAGCCAAGACCGAGAAGCAGCGCAGACAGAUGGCUGUCCAUAAAAGGUUUUUCACCACACUUGUGCUGCAGGAUCUGGUGAACGAGGUGCCUCUGGCAACAGUGGCGUCCAAAUACAACUGCAAUCGUGGUCAGUUACAGUCUCUCCAGCAGUCUGCCUCUACAUAUGCAGGUAUGGUCACAGUGUUCUGCAAGCGCCUGGGCUGGCACAACAUGGAGCUGCUGUUGUCUCAGUACCAGACCAGGUUGAGCUUCGGAGUCCAGAGGGAGCUGGUGGACCUGGUCAGAGUUUCCCUGCUGAAUGCGACACGAGCCAGAACGUUGUACGCUCAAGGCCUCUGCACUGUAGCUGAACUCGCCAGAGCUUCUGUCGCUGAUGUGGAGAAAGCCUUGAGGAACGCUGUGCCGUUUAAGAGCUCGAAGCGGGCCGUGGAUGAGAGCGAGAUGGAGGCAGCCGAGAGACGGAGCCUCCGCUGCGUCUGGGUCGCCGGUGGUCGCGCCCUGACCGAACAGGAAGCAGCUGUUGAGAUCGUGUCCGAGGCCAGGCUCCUCCUCCAGGAAGACCUGGCACAGCUGGGGAUUCAGUGGGACCCAGCGUCACUUCCUCCCGAGGCUCCUGCUGUGCACAGCCCGCGUGACCGACACAGCAGGAGCUCUGAUUCAUCGUCCGCGUCCAGUGUCAGCCCUCGUGAAGCACAGGCGGACGGCGAAGAUCAUCGGGGAGAACACAAGGCGAAGAAAAGUAAAAGUGGAGAGGUAGCAAAAGAUGAAAAUCGUGAGAAAAGGACGACUGAAAGGAAAAUAAAAGAAGCUGAGGCAGAAGCCAGACAAGAGGAAGGGACGUCCAUGUCUGAUGAGCCAGAAAGCAGACAAAAGGGCAGUGAAGUGCAAGUGGGAAGAAGCAAAGCAGCGGAGAAAGAUGAGACAAAUAAAGAAGCAUUAAUGGAAAGAGAGUCUGAAGCCAAGGAUCCAAAAAGAGAAACGCAAAGGCAAACAGAGGCAAAAGAAAAGGAGACAAAUAAAGAGAAUAACUCAGCCGGAUCUGAGAAUCACAAAGGAGAUCACCCUGUUCCUGAAAAGAGUCUGACACAGGAACUGGCUGAGAUUCUAUCCAGCCCUCUACCUCGACCAACACCACCUCGUCAGCCCCGCCCCUCCCCGAUGCCCCCACCUCGAUUCAGAGCUCCGGCGGCCCGAGUGGAAGAGCAACGCGGUGUGACGCCGAGAGGGGAGGGCAGCGCAGGGUUUUCUGCCUCACCUGUGCAGCCGGGUAGACUGAAGCACUCUAGAGCGUUAAGCAAAGUCCUCCACUCGAUUCAGACUGACAGAAGAAUACAAGAUCAUGUCGAGGCUGCACAAACAUCCCACUCAGACCCCCCCGCAGUCCAAAAUGUAGAGCUUGUAGGCCAAACAUCUGCAGAUAUUCGAGGACCUGUGCGAGAAAAACCGUUGUGUGUCUCCACACCGACCAAUGCAGAUGUAGAUUCUCCCGUGUCCGCGUCUCCUGCUUCAGUUCCCUUAUUCUCUCCUGAAGCCAAGCGCAGAAGGGUAGACAGCAAAGAGGCGGACAAGUUCUCGUCUCCUGAGCUGUACGCAGGGAGUGAUAGAGAGGAAGACGCCGAGGGAGGCGUUAAAAAAGGAGAGGAUAGCUUCGGGGAAAGCUUUGAAUUGGACACGCAGACGGAAAGGAUCAUCGUUCAGCAGGCGAGCCGACACAGAGACGGAAAUGAUAAAGGUGUUAUUCAGGAAGUAGAGACGAUUAAGAAAAGAGGGGAGGGAACAGGAGGAGCGGCUGUUGAGAUUGAAAGAGACGCAAACGAGGAGAGGUUGGAAGCUCCUGUAGAUGCAUGUCCCAGAUUUAAUAUAUCCCUCACAGACAGCCAGAUGGAGCUCAUCCUCAACACCAGCCAACAGAUUUCUCCAGGUCCAGCUGUUGAUGACGUAGUUGAAGAUAAAGACGAGGGUGCCGAAGAGAACGACGCCCUCGGUGUCGAUCAGGGAGAAUCGGAGAGCGCUAACAGGAGCAACAGUUUCCUGUUCGACAGCCUGUACAGCAGCUCUCUGCUGGCUGGUCUGAGCCCGCCACAGAUUCUUAACCAAUCAGAUGAGGAGGAGGAGGAAUCAGCCGGCCAGGAGAUCAGAGAGGAGUUCCCCGUUCCAUCAAGCCAGGAGCGAAGACGCAGCGAGCUUCUGGCCAAUCAGGAGGCGGAAGAGCAGGAGGCGAUGCAGUGGGGCGAGUCCUCCUUCAACCUGUCCGAGUGGGGCGACUCGCUCUACGUGGGCCAACACUUCCUGGAGAGGCGGAGCCUGCCGAAGCAGACGGGGAGUGCUCGAAAAGGGCAAGAGGGGAGUCGUGAAAAAGCUCAGGAACCUAACGUGGACCAUUCCCUGCUUGGAGGACAGGCGUCAGAAUCACGGCCUAAACCCGGUCGCAUACAGGCACAGUCACAUUGUGCAACUCAACACGAGCAGGACAAGGAUAGAGCCACUAAUAAUCAAGUCCUGAAACACAAAAUGAAACAGCAUAAUAAGGCACAAAAUGAUAAUAACGUAGACGUCAGAGAGGAGACAGUGAAUACAGAGGCAGGAAACAGGAAGCAGGUAAAGGAGGUGGAGGAAACAAGUGCUAUGAUGUCACAUAAUGCACUUUUAAAACAGCCUCAUGUCCAAAUGGCACCUGAAAGCACUCUUUACUGCAGCCCUGGUUUACAAGAUAUCUUUGACCGCUGGCCUAGUAUGUCUGACCAGCCUGCAAACCGCACAACAACCGGUCACACAGCCAGUAAUAAACACGUUGAAGAAGCAAUAACGGCAGAAGUGCGAGAUUUACCUCGGGUGGACAGGAAAGUUGCAAAACCAAACGUGCCGGUCGAAGCUGCCGGGAGAGACUCCGUGGAGGAAAUAUACUUAAGACAUGAGACCGAGGAGGUUACAGAGAGACUGGGCUCUCCUGCUGAUCUCAUUCCCCCGACGCAGGAAACGCCACCUGUCACACCCAGAGUCAAACUGACCACCUCGUCCGUCCGAUCCCCUCUGAUCACCCGGCCGCUUAACCAGUCGACGCCUUCGACGCGCAAACCAGCGACCGCCAAACGUGCCGAAUCUAAUCGAGAACCCAAACAGCCUGAAUCCACGUCGAGUGACAGGCGGGGACACAACGAAAAGACCGCACCUGUUCCACUCUCAAAAUCGAAGCCCCUGCCUCCCGUCAGCCCUCCACCAGACGCAGCUUCUCCGUCCUCCCCUCAACCGAGGCUCCCCUCCGACGGAGAGUCACCUGCGACCGAUGAAGGUUUCACUCUGCAGCUGUCCCAGGACGCCGCUCUCUGCUCCGGCAACCCGGGGACCUUCUCCAUCAUAGACGUGGCGAGCGACAGGCGCCUCUUCGAGACUUUCGUCGCCGAGUGGAAAACGAAGGAGCGGUUCUCUCUGGCUUUGGCCUGUGAGAAGAGGGAGCAGAGAGAGCAGCCAGAGGGGGGCAUAGGAGGGAAACACAAGAGAGCAUCAGCAGCUCAUCCGAAGCUCCACAGGGUCGACGGGUUUCCAUUAAGAGACAGUGACGGACUGGUGCUGAUUGGACUGUCUGUCUGCUGGGGAGCCAGAGAUGCAUACUACAUAUCUCUGCAGCAAGAGCAGAGCAGAGGUUUGAGCGCCAGUCUAGCUCCACCUCCACUUGAUGAUGGUUUGCCAGUUAGUGAGAGGGCGGAGAAGGUGAAGGCGUGUCUGAGCAGGUCAAGGGAAGGUCAGGAGGGGGGCGUGGUCGUCACUUAUGACAUCAUCGAGGUGUACAAGACGCUAGUCCUUAGCUGUGGCAUCAGUUUGGAGGGAAACUGUGAAGACCCAAAGGUUGCGUGCUGGAUGGAGGACCCCGGCAGUGAGGAGAGGACUCUUCCCAACAUGGUGACCGUCUACUGUCCUGAGGAGUUACCCCUGCUGGACGGACUCGGGAACCCACACUCGCACUGUCCUCGUUUGAGGGCUGCGACUAAGAGUGUGCUCGUCCUCGCUGUCAUGAACCAUCUCACCGGCCUGCUGGAGAAAGACGGCAUGCUGGAUAUGUUCAGGAGCAUCGAGAUGCCCUCCCAGGUGUGUUUGGCCCUGCUGGAACUGAAUGGCGUCGGCUUCAGUGUGGAGGAGUGUGAGAGACAGAAACAUGUGAUGCAGGCCAAACUCACAGCGCUGGAGGCUCAGGCUUAUAACCUGGCUGGACACACAUUCUCCCUCACCAGCAUCGACGACAUCGCGCAGGUGUUGUUUUUAGAGCUCCAUCUGCCUCCAAACGGCGACGUGAGUGGAUCAAAAAGUAAGAAGACUCUGGGUUACACCAGGAGAGGGGCCGGCAGAGUGCGACUUGGGAAGCAGUUCAGCACCACCAAGGAUGUUCUGGAGAAGCUCCGCCCGCUGCACCCGUUACCAGGAGUGAUUCUGGAGUGGAGGCGCAUCACUAACGCCUUGACUAAAGUGGUCUUCCCGCUGCAGAGAGAGAAGCAACGCCACCUUACACUGAACAUGGACAGAAUAUACCCCAUCGCCCAGACACACACCGCCACAGGUAGAGUGAGCUUCACUGAGCCCAACAUACAGAACGUCCCCAAAGACUUUGAGAUCCAAAUGGCCACAGUAGUGGGUGAGAGCCCGCCUUCACAGGAGAGCCGCCACAUGAACGCCAAACCAGGAAGGGAAAGACGCUCUGUGGCUGCAGCUGGCCGUGCAGAACAAGGCCCGGCCUUCUCUGUGAGCAUGAGACAUGCAUUCGUCCCUUUUUCAGGUGGGAUGAUAUUGGCAGCAGAUUAUUCUCAGCUGGAGUUGAGAGUGUUGGCUCACCUCUCCAAGGACCAGCGCCUCCUACAGGUGCUGAAUGGAGGAGCAGACGUGUUCCGCUGCAUCGCUGCCGAGUGGAAAAGUGUCGACCCAGAGUCUGUGAACGACAACCUCAGACAGCAGGCCAAACAGAUCUGCUACGGGAUUAUCUACGGGAUGGGAGCCAAGUCUUUGGGGGAGCAGAUGGGAGUGGAGGAGAAUGAUGCAGCCUGCUACAUAGAGAGCUUUAAGGCCCGAUACAAAGGGAUCAAUGCUUUUCUUCGAGAAACUGUGAAGAAGUGCGUAAAGAACGGUUUCGUUCAGACUCUAAUGGGCCGCCGGAGAUACUUACCGGGGAUCACUAACACUAACGCGCACAUCAAAGCACAUGCGGAGCGUCAGGCUGUGAACACAACGGUUCAGGGAUCAGCAGCAGACAUUGUGAAACUGGCCACAGUGAACAUCCAGAAACAACUGAGGAACACAUAUCCUGCAGCUCCACUCUCUCACCAGCACACAAGCUCAGCCAACAUCGUGCGGAGGAGUCGCCCUAGAGGAGCCUUCUUUGUGCUGCAGCUGCACGAUGAGCUGAUUUAUGAAACCACAGAGGAAGACCUCAUACAGGUUGCCCAGAUCGUAAAGAGGGAGAUGGAGACCGCCGUGAAACUGUAUGUGAAGCUCAAGGCCAAAGUCAAGGUGGGCCCCAGCUGGGGAAACUUACAGGACAUAGAUAUCUAAUCUGAAAGUGUCGACGAGUGGUGUCAGAAUGAAAUACCAUGCAGGUAGUGCUUCAUGUUUGAUACGCAUGUUAAUAUCACUUGUAAAAAAAAAAAAAAACAUAAUUUUUAAAACACCUGAACAAUAAUGAAAUGUAAAAUAAACCUUCAGGCGGGGGCUGCACUAUGAGCUGAACUUUAACUAUGAAAUGUAUUUAUUCAUCUCUCUCUAAGUGUCACAAAUAACUUUAAAACAAAAGGAGGAUAUAUAUUGUAUUUAUACGUUUCCUAAGACGUCAUGACAUUUAAUAAAUAGUAAAGUUC
This is a messenger RNA of Labrus mixtus (cuckoo wrasse), 8770 nucleotides long. RefSeq names its product polymerase (DNA directed), theta (gene polq). Gene Ontology annotation, biological process: double-strand break repair via alternative nonhomologous end joining; DNA-templated DNA replication. Lineage: Eukaryota; Metazoa; Chordata; Actinopteri; Labriformes; Labridae. Gene Ontology annotation, molecular function: DNA-directed DNA polymerase activity; DNA binding; ATP binding. The transcript has 35 exons. The record is from RefSeq and is a predicted model, not a curated record. Bases 216 to 8468 code for a protein of 2750 amino acids.